Molecule: messenger RNA, 747 nt
Organism: Lachnellula hyalina
Lineage: Eukaryota; Fungi; Ascomycota; Leotiomycetes; Helotiales; Lachnaceae
Product: Short-chain dehydrogenase/reductase
Exons: 4
Coding region: 1-747 (248 amino acids)
Molecular function (GO): oxidoreductase activity
Source: RefSeq, a predicted model, not a curated record
AUGGUCAAAUCUGCAGACAAACUCGUGAACAAGAAGAUUGUUGUGGUUGGCGGGACAUCAGGGAUUGGCUUCGGAGCAGCACAAGCAUUCAUAGAUGCCGGCUCAAAAGUCAUAGUAAUCUCCUCAAAUCAAGGCCGAGUCGACGAAGCUGUGAAACGACUGAAUUCACCAAACGCAUCAGGCAUUGUUGGCAAUGUGCGCGAGGAAGAAUCCUUCAUUGAAGUUCUAAGGGGCCUCGCACCUGUAGACCACAUUGUGUUUUCUGGGGUGGACAAGAUCAUCCGUGGAAAGCUAGAGGAAUUGAACCUCGAGGAUGCGAAAUUCCUGUUUGGUGUAAAGUUCUGGGGUGCCGUUACAAUUGGAAAAGCGGUCAAGAAAUAUGAUAUCAUCAAUCCAAGAGGCUCCUUGACCCUUACUUCAGGAACUGCAGCGCUGAAGCCAGGAAAGGGCGCCUCGACCGGUGGCGCACUGAAUGGCGGAGUCAUCUCCCUCACCAAGGGACUAGCGGGUGAUCUUGCGGAGAAGAAGAUUCGAGUCAAUGUUGUCACGCCAGGCUUGGUGAAAAGUGAGCUUUGGACAAAGAUGGGUCAGACUGAACAGGAACAGCAGAAAACUUUUGAGAAGACGUCGUUGCCGGUGGGCUUUGUGGCGACGCCCGAUGAUAUUGCUGAAGCGUAUUUGUAUCUUGCCAAGGCGGACUACGCUACCGGGACUUCAAUUGAGAUUGAUGGCGGGUCGCAGUUGUGA